UUAACGCCCAUGCCCAACCCUGCAUAUUAUUGUUAAUUUUUGUUAAAUUACACAGAUGGUCUAGUUGAAAGUACGACAUUUUUCCACGCGUUUACAUAUUCAGCAAGUAUUUCGAGAAUAAAAUGAACAAUAUUGAUAAAUAUAAUGUGAAAAGAGGUUUUUGUACGGAGUGUAAUGAGUGUCCAGAGUUCGAGAGGAAUCAGGAUUCAACUAAAAACGUUUGUGGAUAUUGUGGGUGCUAUCCUACAAAACACCGAAAAUUGUCAGUAGAUUCAAUUCAUGAUGAUUCUAAUUCAGAUGUUUCACAAAAUACUUCUGGUGAAAAUGAAAAUUCAUUGCAAUUAUCCGAGGAUUCAUCGGAUGUGGUCGAUAGAAGUGUGUUGCAAGAAUCUGGAAGCGAAGAAAUAGAAAUAAACGAAACGACUGAUCUAAGCACGUUAAUACCGGAAUUUCCCACAGAAAUACAGGAACUGAUCGAUGAAGACAAGAAACUGUUAGCUUCUCAAAUAUCAGUAAUAAUUAGAUUAGUUACUGAAAAAUUGAUGGAAAAAAAUUUGGAUAUACCAGGAAUAAUUUUAGAAAUGUCAAUUUUGCUGACUGAUAAAUAUCCCUUGCAACUUGCGAGCGAGUAUGGCGAGAAAAACGUAAGUCCAAUUUUUUAUUUGAUUAAUAUAUUUUCAAAAGAAAUUUGUAAGCGUAUCAGUAUCAGUAUUUUAAAUAAACUGUAGUACUGCACAGUUUAUUUAAAAUACUGAUACUUGAUUGUUAAGAUAUGCCUUC
Molecule: messenger RNA, 780 nt
Organism: Leptopilina heterotoma
Lineage: Eukaryota; Metazoa; Arthropoda; Insecta; Hymenoptera; Figitidae
Exons: 2
Coding region: 123-728 (201 amino acids)
Source: RefSeq, a predicted model, not a curated record